GACCGAGAGCGCGCAACAGCGCAAACAUCUGUCAAAAAUUUUCGACUUCUUCCGCGUUGUGUGUGCGCGUCUGUCCGCCAGUGUUUGGAACGCGUUUCCACCGCAUUUAAUCGCACUUGUUUUGCUGUGCGCUGUCCCGGGCAACAUAUUGUACACUUAUCGUGUGCAUUGCAGACAUACAGCACAAUACAAGGAAGUAGUGCAACCUCAACGGACGCGUUAUUAUUGCGCAAUAAAAACAACAACGUGCAGUCGUCGGGGUGGUGCCUGUUGUUGUUCUCGUUGACCUUCCACAAACAAGCGCAGUGUGGAGAAGGAAAUCCGUGUAUCUCGAUACACGGGCCACAAAACAGCAGCAGGCUGCACAUAUGUGUUUGACUUUUCUACGGACAGCUUUCAUCGACGUCAUAACACGAUUGCUGCUGCUGCGCCCUAGGAGGCUCGCGCCGUCCGGAUACAACGCACGGUGGUGCUGUGCAUGCAGCAAUCGAUAAUACGACAGCAGCAGAAAAUCAGCCCAGCAGCAGCAGACGACGAGUGCGUUGGUGCCGUUCAAAACUCAACAGCUGGCCGUGUCGGUUGUGCGCGCGUUGGUGGUACAUCUUCCCCCGAAAACAAAGGAAAAACCACAAACCGUUUGACCGUAACGGGAAGAUUGUUCUUUUCCUUUCCUUGGAUGGAUAAUUAGAAUCUGCAGCGGGGAGACAAGCCGCAAAUAGUGAACAACUGCCCCUUUCAAAAACCACUCUCAUCAUCUCGUUCGAUCGUGCAACAAUAAUUGUGCCUUGCCACACUAGGAAAACCGUACAAAAGCUGCCGGGUGAAGAGAGAGGGCCGGAACAGUACAUAUCAAACGUGAGGGGUGUGCUUGAGGGUGCACAACAGUCUGCUGCAAAAGAAAAACACGCACCCGUGGUUACCCGAGAGCCUAUAGCAACCGGGGGAUCCCCGCACAACCCAGCAACGAAAGCGACGAAACCAAGGGCAACAACACACGGGGGUGGUGCCUGCUGUGCUUGCUGUGGUUGCUAUCCCUACACACAGGAGAGAGAGAGAGAAAGUGUGUGUGUGCAAACACCGACCGAACCGUCUGUUUCCCGGGGGCGGCUUAAACACACAACAUAGACGGCGCAGCAUCGAGUGUCAUUCUGCACCAAGCGCCACGAGUGUGUGCUGUACAUACUCCGACCAGUCCCUCUCUGUGGUGAAGAGUGUGUGAAAAAACACAGACAGCAGGCGGCAGCAAGUGGGGAAGGCUACAAAGUUACAAAAAAGCCCAACUUUUCUCUCCCAGCACUGCACACCAAUGGCGUCCGGAUCGGUGUCCGUUUCCACAGGGACCAAAACCACCAACAAAACCGGCAUGACCGGAACGACGGGAGGCGUUACCGGAGGCACGGGAGGUGGCGGUGGCGGUGGUGGUGCCGGUGGGCGCAAAAAGUCCGGCCCCAAGUUCGAGCUGUCGGACGAGCAGCGGCAGGACAUCAAGGAAGCGUUCGAUCUGUUCGACUCGGAAGGCACGGGCAUGAUCGACACGAAGGAGCUGAAGGUGGCGAUCCGGGCGCUCGGGUUCGAGCCGAAAAAGGAGGAAAUCAAGAAGAUGAUUGCCGAGAUCGAUAAGGACGGGUCGGGGAAGAUUUCGUUCGACGAUUUUCUGCAGCUAAUGACGGUCAAGAUGGCGGAGAAGGACUCGAAGGAGGAGAUACUGAAGGCGUUCCGGCUGUUCGACGAUGAUGAGACGGGUACGAUUUCGUUUAAAAAUCUGAAGCGCGUCGCGAAGGAGCUGGGAGAAAACUUGACCGACGAGGAGCUGCAGGAGAUGAUCGACGAGGCCGACCGGGACGGGGAUGGGGAGGUGAAUCAGGAAGAGUUUCUGAGGAUUAUGAAGAAAACGAGCCUGUACUAAAAGGAGGGCAGGAGGGAGUGUGCAGUAGGAAUAUACCAAGCAUGCAUUUACUAUCUUUUGCGCCAUUUGUAAGCAACACAGGGAGAUGAUACACAGGAGAAGAAGGACAAUUUAACGUAACAAAGCCAAAACAUGUAACAGUAUCACCAAGGGAUGUGAGAGAGAGAGAGAGAGAGAGAGAGAGAGCGAGCAAGAUAUGACAAAAGGAGGAUUGAUAAAAGCACUACAACAAGUAUUCGAAUUAAUCAACGAAUUAGUACAACAAGAUGAGACACAACAGCAGCAGGUGUGGCAGGCGCAGCACACACACAAACUCUUUUCGAACGAAUCUUCCCGAUUCCUGUGAAUCUCCAACAUUCCAUGUACUGUUAUGCAGUGCUCCGGAAGGAGUUUGUUGCAUUUAGAGCGAAACAACACAAAGAAACAUUUAAAACAAACAAAUAAGGGGACAAAGAGCACAGUGUACUCACUCGCCAGAGAGCGAAACCGAAAAAACAAACACAAAUGGCUUUACUAUAUAGAAGGGUAGAACGCGACCUAUUUGGCAGGAGCAGUCCCUUAUAGAAAGAUGAUGAUGCAAAAGCGAGCUAAGCUGCACCAACUGUUGGUCGCCUGGCACACUGCUGCUGCUUCCUUUCCACACACGUUUAUUCCUCUUAAAGAGGAGAUCGCGCGCGCCCCCAAGCAAGCUUACUUAUAAAUAAGGGAGGGAUGCAGCAGUAAAUGUGCAAGCAAGCUAUCUUCGUCUCUCUCUCUGCUACCCAUUAUUGAUAAGGAAGGGAGGAAAAAAACGGCGAAUACAUGAUGAUCGCAUAUAUUUUAACCCGAUGACAAAUGUGUUAUUGAUAAUCUCUCGAUUAGUGAGUGAGGCAAGUACGUUUAAAAAGUAGAGCAGACAGCACCCACUUUCAGCACAUCAGUAAGUCAGUCGUAGCAAGCAAACACAACAAAACGUUACAAUGAUUUAACAAUCCCACCUAGAAAUCGGGGUGUCUAUCCCCCCAUUUUCCUUCUCAGAGUUACUGCUUUCUUCGGUAGAUCACGAAUCGUGUGGCCGAUUAAUUAAUAGUAGACAGACAGGCACACACUUACAGGGUUUUCCAGGAGAUCUCAUAGCUGUGGGACACUUUAUUGACACUCUUUCUUACACGAAAUGAACUUAAUGUAAUGGGAAUUGGACUAUCUAGCACCCUUAUUGGACAAAUCCAAUUGGAAAUUCCAUGGAGCCUGUCCAAAAAUGGUGCCAUAGAGUCCAAUUUCCAAAUUAUGAAGUUCACUUCCCAAUCAGAAAGAGUCAAGGAAGUGUACCACAACUAUGAGAACCCUUGGAAACCCCCUGUAUCAUAAGUAGAAGCAGUUUACCUCUCUAACGCUAACGCCGUCUUGGCGGCCGCUGUAGGUCGUCGUGUCUUUUUAACCGGGUGGUGGUUUCAUAAAGUUUUGGGGUGAAACAAAACUAAUCUUAAUCAGAAAUACAAACACACAACAAACGCACAGAACAACUCGCCUUGCUGAAUUAAAGCGAAGUUUGAUAGAAGCAUAACAGGAAGAGCGCGUUAGACCGAUUUUUCACGCACACACAAAAAACAUAAACACACAAAUUAGCUCUAAAUCGCACGAAGUGGUGUUUUUUUGGUGUGUGAGCUUUUACUAGAUGCACACACGCGACAGGAGACACACAGUGAAUUAUUAGGCUACGUAACGCUUCGCUCUGUCAUCAGUCUCUCGCUCUUACUCCGUUCCUCUUGCGAUAAAACGCAUUUGUAGUGAGUUUAUUAAACAAACAAGCCAAGAAAAGCGAUUGCGUAUGGGAGUAAAAUGCAUCCGAGCAAAAGAUUACCCCCAAAACCCCGCAAACUAAACAGCGACAGAGGUCGACAACCGGAGCGGAGCUAAACCUGGGAGAGGAAUGGAUAAAGAUGAUGGGCUUUUAAUGGGAAUCGCGUUGCGUCCGUGGGGCACGUUUAAUGCUGAUAGGGAUUUUACCCGGAAAAUGUAUCAUCACAGGGUUGAGGAAGGAUGAGGAUGAGCUAAAAUGCGCUAAAGAAUGCAGCAGCUACAACUAAAAGCCAGUAGAGUUACAGUAGGCAGAGCCGCAAAAGAGAGCAUUUAAAAAACAAACAAACAUUAAAAUAUACUAUUUUUCUUCAACAAA
This is a messenger RNA of Anopheles coluzzii, 4061 nucleotides long. RefSeq lists its product as uncharacterized. The record is from RefSeq and is a predicted model, not a curated record. NCBI's taxonomy places the organism in Eukaryota, Metazoa, Arthropoda, Insecta, Diptera, Culicidae. Bases 1307 to 1906 code for a protein of 199 amino acids. The transcript is spliced from 2 exons. Gene Ontology annotation, biological process: mitotic cell cycle; centriole replication. Gene Ontology annotation, molecular function: calcium ion binding. Gene Ontology annotation, cellular component: centrosome; centriole.